Messenger RNA from Mesorhabditis spiculigera, 1236 nucleotides. Lineage: Eukaryota; Metazoa; Nematoda; Chromadorea; Rhabditida; Rhabditidae. The record is from the annotation of a GenBank genome assembly.
AUGCUGGCAGUUCUAUGGACCGCAUUGUUCUGUCUGUUACAUGUUGUUGUUGGCGGCACUGAUGAUCACCCGAACUUGAGUGUGGUUGGCCCAGUGAGCAAGGUCGUUGGAGGCACCCAACAACCGAUCGAAGAAUUCCCUUUUCUAGGGACGCUGCAAUCCUACAAACACUUCUGCGGGGCCUCUAUCAUUGAUGAGGAAUGGAUUCUGACCGCAGCGCAUUGUAUGGAGGGAGAAAAAAUCGAAAACCUGUUCAUCGCCGUCGGAACAAAUGGAUCUGACCGCAGCCAUACUUCACAAGCGCAAAAAGGCUACAUAUCCGAGGUAUUCGUCAACCCCGGAUACGUUGAGACGAAUGACGAAAUUUUGCUUCAUGAUCUGGCGCUGCUCAAGCAGACCUUCGCCUUCGAAGAGAAGCAUACCCACCCAGACUACAUAGACGAAGACGGUUUUCCUCAAGACGACGUUGCGUUGAUUAAGUUGGCAAAGCCUAUUCAGUAUGGUCUACGUGUACAACCGCUGGUGCUAACCAGAAAAUUGGAAAUUGCAAAUGACACAAACAUCGUCAUUCUUGGGUGGGGCUUAACAAAAGCAGGAGGUCCUUUCACCUCUGAAAGCCUUUUGGGCUUUACCGGGAAAUUUGUACCGAGCUGCAGCUCAUCUUCUAAACUAUGCUUUGAUGGCGGAAACAAGGCCCGUGGGACUUGCGACGGGGAUUCAGGCAGCCCACUCGUGUACUGCAAUCGCCGCAUCAACAAAUUUGUGCAAGCUAGCUUGCAACUCAUUGAGCUCGAAAGCCUGCACGGGCUCGUGACGCCCGACAUUGGUCUCAUUAAGCUCCGACAUCCGAUCAAACUCGGGAAGCGGGUCCAGAAAAUCCUAUUGAAACGAAACCUGAAGGUCAAGAAUGGCACCGACAUCCAUAUCAUGGGAUGGGGCUACGGUGCCCCAUUGAAUGCAAAGGGCGAUCAUCAGCUCCAUGGCUACGUUGCCAAUUUUUUAUACAAGUGCAACGCGUGGAUCUGCUUCCGCCACGAGCUGUCUGCCGUCUGCCCGGGCGAUUCCGGAGGUCCAAUGGCCGUUCAUGUCCCGCAGCUGGAUGCCUACGUCCAGCAUAGCCUAGUGCAUGGCGUCGGCCCGGGCAAAUGUGGAAGUGUGGGACAAUUCACCAGCGGCCCCGAGCUGGCCAACUACUGCGACUGGAUCGACAAGACGGUGGGAAAGAAGAUUUGCAUC